AUGUGCAGCUAUGAAAGGAAUGCAACAGAAGGGUCCAGCUACGUGCUUCUUCCAAGUACUACUGUCAAUAAAGUGGUGAAUACGCGCUACAGGAUUGUGAAGAAAACCACGGCUUCUCCAUCCAGCUCGACAUCAUCUUUCAGCAGCUCUGCUCACAGCUGGAGGACCAGAAAACUCUCAGCAUCCAGAUCUCCACUCCUUGGCGCCUCUCGGCAUUCUCCAUCCGGGAGUAAGUCCCAGGCUCCGCAGCAGCAGCGCUGGAGGAACAGGAGUCUCCGCUGUAUUGGGGGAGUCAUGUACAAGGUCUCCGCCAACAAGCUGGCCAAAGUCUCCAGCCCUCCGGCCCGGAGUGGAGAAGCCUUCAGCAGGAGCCUCGUCAGAACAGGGAGGCCAGAUUCUGCAAACAGCCCCUUCGGCUUCUCUUCGCCCAGCUGCCCAAGCCGGUCCACCCCAAGCCGCUACAUUGCAAGCCGAGCCGUCCAGCGCAGCUUGGCUAUCAUUCGCCAGGCCAAGCAGAAGAAAGAGAAGAAGAAAGAAUAUUGCAUGUAUUACAACCGCUUUGGAAAAUGCAACCGCGGUGAGAAUUGCCCCUACAUCCAUGACCCGGAAAAAAUAGCGGUCUGCACAAGGUUCCUUCGAGGCACGUGCAAGAAGACCGACGGAUCGUGCCCGUUCUCACACAAGGUUUCAAAAGACAAGAUGCCAGUGUGCUCUUACUUCCUGAAAGGCAUCUGCAAUAACAGCGACUGUCCAUACAGCCACGUCUAUGUCUCCAGGAAAGCUGAGGUCUGCCCUGACUUCCUGAAGGGCUACUGUCCCCUGGGAGAGAAGUGCAAAAAGAAGCACACCCUGGUGUGUCCGGACUUCUCCAAGCAUGGGAUCUGCCCCAGAGGCUCUCGUUGCAAACUGCAGCAUCUGCAGCGGAAGCACACAGCCGGACCAUCCAGCACCAAAACCGCCUUCCAGCGAAGCUCCUCUGAGCCAAAGCGGGGCCGCCCUGGAGUAAAGACCACCAGAAAGGAGGAGGGAGAAGAAGAAGAUGUUGAUGAUGAUGAAGAACUAGCCGGACCCUCCCGAUCUGAUCAGGAGGCCUGGCAGCCCCGAUGCCACUCGCACACCAGCAAACUCUCCAAACUGCCAUCCUUCAUCUCCCUCCGGUCACCCCCAACUUCUCCAGAGGAGGAGGAGAUCCAGAAGCCAGAGAAGGACAAGCAUGCGGAGGAAACAGGGAAGCCGCUGCAAAUCAAACCCCGCCUUUGACCAGUCCCUUCCCUUUGGUCCAAGCGCCACGCGUCUCAGGGAUUGUGAAGCUCUUCCAGAAGAACUACCUCAGAAGAAUACCGUUUGGAGCUGAUUUUGGGGGGCACACAGAGACUUCUUGCCCCUUUGGGGUUCUUUUCAGGGGGGAAGUGGGCUGCCCACCUGAGGACACCCCAGUUCCCCCCGCCCCAAAGGGAAGGAGGGCAGUGUUAUGGUUUUAUUUUCAAAAUAAAGGUUUUCAUGUC
Anolis sagrei ordinatus is the source of this 1505-nucleotide messenger RNA. NCBI's taxonomy places the organism in Eukaryota, Metazoa, Chordata, Lepidosauria, Squamata, Anolidae. The record is from RefSeq and is a predicted model, not a curated record.